AUGACGACUACUACUACCGACAUCGAUUGCCAUCCAGCGCCGCUGAGGCUUCUGUCGCUGGAUGGCGGUGGCAUCCGCGGGCUUUCCAGCCUCAUUGUCCUGAAGUAUUUAAUGAAGCGAAUCGACCCGAAAUGCCCUCCCAAGCCCUGUGACUACUUUGACUUGAUUGGGGGUACCAGCACUGGAGGAAUCAUUGCCCUCAUGCUUGGCCGGCUACGCAUGGGUGUUGACGAAUGCAUAGAGAGGUAUAUUGCGUUAUCCUCUGCCGCGUUUUCUCCCAAGCGAUCCAAGGCAGGGGUCUUCCUGAAGCUCAAGGACAAGUGGGAAGUAAAUGGGGCCUACAGAGCCGAUGUCCUCGAGAAGGAGAUACGACAGGUUGUCCAAGAGCAUGAAGAAGGCAAAAGUCCUGACGCGAAGCUUCUUGAUUUGCGGCCAGGCUGUAGAGUAUUCGUGACCGCAUUUACGAGGGCAAAAGCCACGCCUGUUCUUCUGCGAUCGUACGAAACGGAUGAUGGUGUAGACUCUAUAUCUGCAUCUGGCUGCACCAUCUGGCAAGCCGCUCGAGCCACGUCAGCCGCAUCAACCUUCUUCGACCCCAUCAAAAUCGGAAUCCAAGAAUACGUUGAUGGCGCUACAGGCAUGAACAACCCUGUUGAACAGGUCCUGGAGGAAGCAAAGUCCAUCUGGCCGGAUGCUAUCUCGCGAAGUCGCAUCCAUUGCCUUGUUAGCAUCGGUACAGGCGUGCCGGAUCUCAUGAAAUUUGGAGACAAUGCGAAGGAGGUCAUCGCCACGCUAAAGAAGAUAGCCACCGAAACGGAAGCGACGGAAGUCAGGUUCUACAAGGCGCAGGAAGCUCUUGGUGUUGGCGGGAGAUAUUUCCGCUUCAACGUCGAUCGUGGGUUAUCUGACGUUCAAUUGGAUGAGCAUCAAAAGGUUGAUGUCAUCGAGGUAUCGACGGAGGAAUAUCUUAGAAGCCCACGGGUCAAGGAAGCUGUUGAGAACUUCAAGGUGGCCAGGAGUUUCGAAUUUGAACUUCUGUCGAAAGCAGAAGCUGAUAGCCACAUGGGCUGGCUUAAGACUCUUGACUAUCUACAAUAUCACGUUGAUGCUCGCAAACAUAGGACCGAGAGCUCGAGCGGCCAGUGGUUCCUGACGCAAUACUACGGGCGAUGGAAAGAGGAGCCCAGCUCGUUUAUCUGUCUUACCGGCAAGCCUGGCUCAGGAAAGACUGUGCUAUCAUCCUCAGUGAUUGAUAAACUCGAGAGUGAAGGGGCUGGAGCUCUCGCCUAUCACUACUUCUCGUUCAGAGACGCUGCGACCCAGGAUAUCCGCCAGCUAAAGCAUUCCCUUCUAAUGCAGAUUACGCGUUGUCUUGCCAAGGAACACCAAGCGAGACCCGGAUAUCUCUAUAUUCCCAAAGCUUUUGAGGAACUCUAUCAAAAAUAUCGCCAUUCGAAGUCGCAGUUUCCUCUCGACGAGGAUGUAGAGGCAGCACUCCGAGGCCUCUUCAGCGAAUCCCGGCAAACUUUUGUCGUCCUUGAUGCGUUGGAUGAAUGUCCACGACAGGUAGAUCAGAGAGCCGUCCUCAAGCUUGUUGAGAGCCUCUGCCUUGGCUCGAAUGGCACUGCCCAUAUUCUGGUCACGACUCGCCGAGAACCUCCUAUCGAAGCUGCCAUUAAUGAACUUCGAAUCCCGAAAACCUCGGUGGUGAUGGCCGUAGACAAAGUGAACGAGGACAUCAAGAAAUUCAUCAUCGGCUCGAUGGGGCGACACCCCUACAAACGCUGGCCUGCGACCCUCAAGAAAAAAGUGGCCAAGGCGUUGGUGUCCAAGGCGGAUGGGGUCUUCCGAUGGGCAGCCCUCCAGCUUGAGUCUCUUCAGGAUAAGGAGAGAGACAAAGAUGUGGAAGAUUCUCUAAAGAUCUUACCCAAAGAUUUGGAGGAUACCUAUGCGAGAAUAUUGGCACGUAUCGAACUCCAGGGAAGGUCUAGUAUGGCUGCGCAUAUAUUGUGGUGGCUGGCUUAUUCGAGGCGGCCGAUCAAAUUGAGCGAAGUUGCCGAAAUUGCCAUCUUUGAAAUGCAGCCUACGUCCGGCAUCGAGAACGAUGGCGAUUAUACCGUCUCAUACCACCCGAAGAAUAGGUUCCCCGGCAUUUGGAGCGUUCGGAAAAUCUUAUUGGGCUUGAUAACUGUAUCAGGUCUCGACGACUGCAGCGAGGUAUCCGAAGGUCAAGAUGGGACCGUCGCGUUCUCUCACUUCACGGUUCAGGAAUACCUUCGGAGUAGUGCCGUAAACCUCGAGAUGUUUCGCCUAGAUGAACGACGGGCACACGGCUACAUCAUGAAAUCCUGCUUAGCCUACAUAAGCUGCUAUCAGGAUCUGCGAUUCGGAGCCACAAGGUCUAGCGGCAGCUCUCUCUCCACAGCAAGUGAUAGAAACCAGUCCGAUUCAGCCUCUAUCUCCGAUUCCGAUUCCGAGUAUAACUUUACUGACUCCGACGAGGACGAGGAUAAAGGGCAGCAAGACUUCGCUCCCUUCCGAUUACUGCGAUACGCCGUGAAGUAUUGGUGGAACCACGCUGCCGUCUUGCUGAGGGGUACAGACCUGAAGUCUAGGACGGCCGAAAGCCGUAUGGUAGUCGAUUCUAUCCAUGGAGUAGCUGGGAUCAUCUUGCAAUGGAGUAUCUCUGUUGCUCUUGCCUCCAAAGACCUUGGCCAGGCUGCUAUGCGCUCUACCUUGGCGGAUACCCUAGCCCGGCAUAACGUGAACCUCGGAGAUUCGAAACAUAAUCCAUAUUGGACCCAUGCUGAUAUUGAGGACGACGCGAGCCUCACAGAAGUUACGGGAAGCGGCAACGAGGUUCUAGUUCGUCUCUUUAUCGAUGCCGGACUCCCCAUCAAUUCACAUGCUUUUGGAUUCUUUCCUUUACACACAGCUAUUCAGCUCAAGCAUAGUGAUGUCACCCAGCUACUGCUACAGCAAGGCGCAGAGCUCCGGCGCGUGGAUAGAAUGGGCAAGUCCCCCCUGUCAAUAGCCGUCGAAGCAGGGUCGAUAGAACUCGUACGCGAGCUAUUGGACAAAGGAGCAGACCUCUACUGUGACAGGGCGAUUCUAGCUACGACUGCUCCCAGGUGGCCGGAAAUGAAAAACUACUCUCCGCUGUGGGUUUUCUCUGGCACGUACAGACCACUUAGCGGAAACCUGAGCACAUGCUGCAAGCCACUUGAAUACGCCAUUGAAAGAUGGUCUACAGACAUAACCAUCCUUUUGGUGCAGAGAGGCGUUAAUAUCCUCAGGAGGGACAUGUGGGGUUCCUGUCCCCUGUCCGUGGCAGUUGCAAGACAGCAGGUUGAGGUAAUUCAGGCCAUGGUAGCCAGUGAUCCGGAGGCCUGCCGAACGGGCACGUUUGGUUCGGGGUGGACGGCAUUGCAUUUGGCUGCAGCGUACCGGAGCGUCGACAUGAUAAAGCACAUUCUGCAAGUGGUGGAUGACCUAGAGAAAAGGAGCGCUGAUGGCCACUCUUCCCUAGAUCUUGCUGUGAUCGGGGUUCACAAACUGGGUGAAGAAAUGAUCAAGUCUAAGUCUGUGACGGAAGGCAGAGACAUCGGUAAUGGUAGGAACUUGCCCUCACAGUUCCGUGCAGGGGUAGUGUCCGAAGUGAUCACUUUGUUACUUCGGUAUGGUGCAAGCUUGGACGCUACAAACAGCCUCGGCAACACUGCAUUGCACCAUGCAGCUUUGUAUAGCGAGUUAGAGUCGGUCGAGGUGUUAUUAUCUUGCGGUGCCGACUUACACGCGAGGAAUAACUUGGGUCAGACGCCGCUGAUUGCUAACUCUGCUCGGAAUGGAAACGUGGAUAUUACCAGAGCUCUUCUUACUGGGGGGGCCGAUAUUAACACUUUUGAAAAUAAUGGGAUGUCGGCGUUGAUCUACGCAUCCAAGGCUGGUCAAUAUAACCUGGCAGAGGUCCUUCUCGAGGCUGGAGCGGAUAAGUCUAUACAAGACGAGUCGGGCAAGACUGCCUUGGAUUGGGCUACUGCCAAAGAUGAUCAAUCGAUGAUCAGGCUUCUAUGCGACGGUGCGGUCGCCUAA
Scedosporium apiospermum is the source of this 4092-nucleotide messenger RNA. RefSeq lists its product as uncharacterized. Lineage: Eukaryota; Fungi; Ascomycota; Sordariomycetes; Microascales; Microascaceae. Gene Ontology annotation, molecular function: protein binding. The transcript is spliced from 6 exons. The record is from RefSeq and is a predicted model, not a curated record. Gene Ontology annotation, cellular component: membrane. The coding region runs from base 1 to 4092 and encodes 1363 amino acids. Gene Ontology annotation, biological process: arachidonate metabolic process.